AUGAAUAAUCUCACCCACUUGACAAGUUUACAAAUUCGUGGGAAUCAGUUGACUGGCCAUUUGCCGCAAAAUAUUUCCUUUGGUGGGUCACUUGAAGCUUUGGGUGCUGCUGAAAACAAAUUCACCGGAGAUAUUCCAAAAGAAUUGGGGAGGAUGAUCUCAUUGGACAAACUCUCUUUCAGUCAUAACCAAUUUUCAGAAAAGAUUCCUAUAGAUAUAGGAUCAUUGGAUCAACUCGAGCAAUUGGAGUUGGCAGCAAAUAAUCUCACUGGCCCAAUACCUAAAGAGCUUGGAAGCUUGCGGAAGCUGUGGAUUUUGAACUUGAGCAAAAAUAAAUUUGAGUUUAACAUGCCUGUUGCAGAGAUUGCUUUUACCAUGCAAGCGACUGAGAAAUACGAUUUUUAUAGUCUUCCCAUUAGAAAUCUUAAUGGGAAGACAUCUAGGAGAGCUCAUUGUUCUUUGACAGGGAUCCCAACAUCCUAUGAUUUGCCAAUUAAGAAUAUGUUGGACCAGGAUUAUGUCAUUAUAUCCUUAUGGAGGCUGGGUUUUUGUGGAGUCUUGGAGGCUGAAGGAUGGGGAAUGCUUAGAGGGCUGGAAAUUGCUUGGCAAAAGGGGUUUCAUCAGGUGAUUGUUGAAUCUGACUCGGAAGUGCUGAUUAGAAUGCUACGAGGGAAGAUGACAAAAGGGAGCUUUAUUCCCCCUGUCUUUCGCCGGAUUCUGCAGAUGCUUGAAAGGAGUUGGAAUGUCAGAAUUUGUAAAGUGGACAGGAAGGCGAAUGCUUGUGCUGAUGCCUUGGCGAAACUGGGAUUUGGGUUGGAGUUAGGUUGUCAUAUGUUGGAGGAAACUCCUUCGGCGCUAACAGAUCUGGUUGAGAAAGAUGAGGUUGCAAGACGAGCUGCGGAAGUUUCUGGGCACUUGCCCCCUUGA
Neltuma alba is the source of this 927-nucleotide messenger RNA. RefSeq names its product putative leucine-rich repeat receptor-like serine/threonine-protein kinase At3g53590. Lineage: Eukaryota; Viridiplantae; Streptophyta; Magnoliopsida; Fabales; Fabaceae. Bases 1 to 927 code for a protein of 308 amino acids. The record is from RefSeq and is a predicted model, not a curated record. Gene Ontology annotation, molecular function: RNA-DNA hybrid ribonuclease activity; protein binding; nucleic acid binding. The transcript has 4 exons.